Prunus avium (sweet cherry) is the source of this 1299-nucleotide messenger RNA. NCBI's taxonomy places the organism in Eukaryota, Viridiplantae, Streptophyta, Magnoliopsida, Rosales, Rosaceae. The record is from RefSeq and is a predicted model, not a curated record.
AUGCCAUACGAUUCCAACGUUCAUAGCUUCUCCUUUUCCCCUUUGCGGUGUAUCUACAGAGUUCCUAAGCGACUACGGCAGGGAAACGAUGAUGAAGCCUACACACCUCAGGUAGUCUCUAUAGGCCCACUUCACCAUGGAAAGGAACACUUAAAUGGUAUGGAAUAUCACAAAGAGAGGUAUCUAAAAGGUUUUCUAAGUAGAACCACGAAAACAUUGGGGGUUUUUAAGAAGAAACUACAGGACCAAGAAGUAAAUCUGAGAAGUUGUUAUGCAGAACCGAUUGGGUAUAGCAGUGAAGAAUUUCUAAGAAUCAUUCUAGUGGAUGCCGCCUUCAUUAUUGAGUUUUUGUUGAGGGGCAAUUACCCAGAAUUUCGAGAUGAGGGUGACCACAUAUUUUCUAGGCCAUGGAUGUACGGUGAUGUAUUGGUUGACUUGCAGGUGCUUGAAAAUCAGUUGCCACUCUUCAUUCUGGAGGACCUUUUUGUCGCAGAUAAAUGUUUUGAUUCUACUAAUAAGCCCUCAAUAAUUCGUCUUUCUCACGCUGUGUUCAAUACUACUUUCUUUUGGAAAGAAAGAAAAUACGUCCUUUUUGAGGGAGAUUUUUUUUCUGAAGUAAAACAUUUUGUUGAUUUGAUAAGAACUUUAUGUGUACCAUCGAAAUUAAAUCCUGAUGAAGGCGUCACAGAGCUAUACAUGGCAGGGUUCAAAAGUAUAAGCACACCCAGCAUCACAGAGCUACACAGGGCAGGGGUCAAAAGUAUAAGCACACCCAGCAUCACAGAGCUACACAGGGCAGGGGUCAAGUUGAAGGCGGGAUCAACGAAUAACUUAUUUGAUAUUCAACUUGCUGACGGGAGACUUGAAAUUCCAAGAUUGCAAAUAAACGAUCAUACAGAGGUAUUAAUUAGAAAUCUCGUCGCAUUUGAACAAUGCCACUACCUGAAGGAGAGGUACAUAAGUGAUUUUGUUUUUCUCAUGGAUUAUUUUGUGAACACCCCAAAGGAUGUGGAGUUGCUUGUUAAGCAUGGCAUUGUUGAAAAUUGGCUAGGUGACAACAGUGAGGUGUCUACUUUGAUUAAUAAGCUUGGAAAAGGGGUUGGGAUAAAUGACAAAGACUUUUAUUUUGCUGCUGUUGCUGAUGACCUGGACAUCCACUGCAGAACUCGCUGGAACAAAUGGAUGGCAAAUUUGAGACAGAAUUAUCUCAACACACCUUGGACAAUUAUCUCUUUCGUUGCAGCUUUUUUUCUCCUCAUACUCACUUUCAUCCAAACAGUGUGCACCAUUAUAUCUUAA